CGGCCAUGGCGGACCGAGGGGCAGCGCCGGGGACAGCGGCACCGAGAGCCCUGCAGCGCCGGGGGGGCACCGCCGGGGGUCGGGCCGGACGGGGAGUCGAGAGAAGUCCCGCUGGGAUCUGGGAGGAGCCGAGUCGCGUUGGGUUUGGAUAUUGGGAAGGAAUUCCUCCCUGUGAGGGUGGGGAGGCCCUGGCACAGGUUGCCAAGAGAAGCUGUGGCUGCCCCAUCCCUGGAAGUGUCCAAGGCUGGGUUGGACGGGACUUGGAGCAACCUGGGCUAGUGGAUGGUGUCCCUGCCCAUGGCAGGGGGUGGCACUGGAUGGGCUUUAAAGUCCCUUCCAACCCAAACCAUUCUGGAAUUCUAAGUUGUUUCUAGUGAGCAGUGACAGGACCCGAGGGAAUGGCUGGAGCUGUGUCAGGGGAGGUUUAGGUUGGAUCUGGGGAAAAAGUUCUUCCCCUAGAGGGUGGUUGGCACUGACCAGGCUCCCCAGGGCAGUGGGCACAGCCCCAGGCUGCCAGAGCUCCAGGAGGGUUUGGACAAUGCUCUCAGGGACAGGGGGAGAUUGUUGGGGUGUCUGUGCAGGGCCAGGAGUUGCACUCGAUAGUCCUUGUGGGUCCCUUCCAAAUUCUGUGAAGUUGCCCAGUCAUGGUAGAUCUGAGCCCAAAAGAUGAGUUUUCAGUCCCUCUGUGCAGCCCCCAGGGCGAGUGUCUGACAAGGGCCAUUCACAGUGAUCACCACCUGCUGUGGGGGAUCUGCCUCUGCCUUUUCCCUGAUGAAGUGAGAAUUUCUGUUCUCAGGAGCUGCCUCACACAGGGAAAGGCAUUUUCUGAGAUAAGUAAAGGCCAAGUCCAAGCUGGUGACACUUCAGAUUGCAUUGAAAGCUGCUGAGUGUCCCAAUGUGUGCCCUGUGCUGAUGCUCAGCCCUGAGGGAAAGGUGUGUGCAGGUGAUGGACUUCCCAGGGAAGACAAAAAUUGGGAUGUUAUUGCUGAGGUGCAGAAGCUGAUGAGAGACCCCCUACCUGGGGCACAGAAAUCGCCCUGACAGGGGAGUUUGAACCAAGGCCACAGAUUCCCCCUCUCCAGCCUCUGAUGAUGUUCCCCAAAGUGUAUAAAACAUAAAGUGCCUCAUGAAAUGCAGGUUCCCCCAUUCUGAGUUGGGCAAAGCUCCAGAGGUCUUUUCCUCCUGCCAUAAAGGGCUGAUGGAUUUUCCUUACUUUUGGAGCAGGAGCUCACAGAUCAUUUUUUGGGCUCUUCUGGGAGCAGCUGCCCUCAGAGCAGGGCCAUACCCAGCCAGUUGAGGUCUGAUUGCUGUUUUUACCCUUCCCUUCCUGUACCUCCUGAGCUCAGCCUCUGCCACUGCCUCGUCUCCCUGGGUGCUUGUGGAUUGUUUCACCACUGCUUUGUUUCCCUGCCUCAAGAGAAUGCUCUGGGGCUUAUUGCUUUAGGAACAGGUGUUUUGGGAAGGUGGCAAACCAGGAAUGACAAAGCCUGACAUCCAUGGCCAUGCUCGAGAGCACACAAUUCCUCCGUGCUUCAUUUUUCCUUUCUUUUUUUACCCUCUCAAGGGGAAGGGGGCAACAAGCUUCCAAACCUUCUCACUACAUCAGAAGGAAAAAGGAGAACAAGAAGGCAGUACCCCCAGUUCCUCCCCCCCUGCAUGUAACUCACAGCGCUCCAGGGCUCCUUUUCAAACUGCCAAAAUGCAGUGUGAUGAUGUGGUGGUGCAUCCCCCCAUCCCUGGCCCUGCUGGAAGCACCUUGGAAGCUCCUGAUAAGCCUUGAUGGACCCACUGAGCGGUGAAGUGUCCCCUGACUGCACCAGCUGGGCCGGGAGGUGCUCCCUGAUCCUGCCAGGAGCUGCUGGGUGGUGCAGGUGGGAACAACCAGGAACAUCCCAGCCAAGGUGGGGAACAAAGGAUGAGCCGUUAUCCUUCGGAGCCUCGCGCAGUCGUGCACCUGCAACCCGGACAGCCAUGGAGAAGAGCGGGAACAUUCAGCUGGAGAUUCCUGACUUCAGUAACUCUGUCCUGAGCCACCUGAACCAGCUGCGCAUGCAGGGCCGACUGUGCGACAUCGUGGUCAACGUGCAGGGCCAGGCAUUCCGCGCGCACAAGGUGGUGCUGGCGGCCAGCUCGCCCUACUUCCGCGACCACAUGUCCCUCAACGAGAUGAGCACCGUGUCCAUCUCUGUCAUCAAGAACCCUUCUGUCUUCGAGCAGCUCCUCUCCUUCUGCUACACAGGCAGGAUCUGCCUGCAGCUGGCCGACAUCAUCAGCUACCUAACAGCCGCCAGCUUCCUGCAGAUGCAGCACAUCAUAGACAAGUGCACGCAGAUCCUUGAGGGGAUUCACUUCAAAAUCAAUGUUGCAGAGGUGGAGGCGGAGUUGAGCCAGACCAGGACGAAGCAUCAGGAGAGACCGCCUGAGUCUCACCGGGUGACACCAACCCUGAACCGUUCCCUGAGCCCGCACCACAACACCCCAAAGGGGAGCCGGCUGGGCCAGGUGAGCACAGUGCUGGACAUCCGGGAGCUCAGCCCGCCCGAGGAGUCCACCAGCCCCCAGAUCAUUGAGCAGAGCUCGGAUGUGGAAGGCAGGGAGCCCAUCCUGCGGAUUAACAGGGUGGGACAGUGGUAUGUGGAGACGGGGAUGGGAGAGCGCGGGGCCCGGAGCGACGACGAUGUGCGGGUGCUGGGCGGAGUGCGCAUCAAAACCGAGAACCUGGAGGAGUGGCUGGGGGCAGAGCACCAGCCCUCAGGAGAGGAUGGGAGCAGCGCCGAGGAGGUCACGGCCAUGGUGAUCGACACCACGGGCCAUGGAGCGCUGGGCCAGGACGCCUAUGCCCUGGGCUCCUCCGGGGCCAAAGCGGUCAGGCCAACCAGCACUGAGAUCGACAGAUUUAGCCCUUCUGGCAGCAUGGUUGCUGUGACUGAGCGGUACAGAUCAAAAAGCGAGUCUCCCGGGCGGAUGGAUGAGCCCAAGCAGCCCAGUUCCCAGGGGGAGGAAUCAGCCAUGCUUGGAGUGAGUGGUUAUGUGGAGUAUCUGCGGGAGCAGGAGGUUUCCGAGCGCUGGUUCCGGUACAACCCGCGGCUCACGUGUAUUUACUGCGCCAAAUCCUUCAACCAGAAGGGCAGCCUGGACCGGCACAUGCGGCUCCACAUGGGCAUCACCCCCUUUGUGUGCCGCAUGUGUGGGAAGAAGUACACCCGCAAGGAUCAACUGGAAUAUCACAUCCGCAAGCACACGGGCAACAAGCCCUUCCACUGCCACGUCUGCGGCAAAAGCUUCCCUUUCCAGGCCAUCCUCAACCAGCACUUUCGCAAGAACCACCCCGGCUGUUUGCCCCUGGAGGGGCCCCACAGCAUCUCCCCCGAGACCACAGUCACGUCCCGGGGGCAGGCAGAGGAGGAGUCCCCUCCGCAGGAGGAGGCUGUGGCUAUGGGGGAGACGGCACAGGGAUCUGUGUCCACCACUGGGCCGGAUUGAAACACGACUGCAGAGUCCGGGGAGAAAGGACCGUCUUCCCUUUCUUGGCUCUCCAGAGUCAGCACCAACCUGGCAGGCUGGUACUGUAAUUAGUGCAAUGCCACCACUGGACAGAAAGAAGCUCCCAAGAUGUUGCCAAAAUAGAAAAAUCUCUUCUCUCUCUCUCUCUCUCUCUCUCUCUUACAUACACACACCCACACACACACUGAGUGUUAAACGUUUUUCUCCCUCAUUCCUCCUCUUCUUGGAGAAAAACAGAACAACUGUGUCAAUCAACUUCUUAUUCAGGGAUCGACAGGAUUUUAAAUUUUUUUACUGUUCCGUAGUGACCUGGGACAAGCAGUCAUUUGUAUUUCUGGACGGCCCUGUGGCCCAGCAGCCAGGCCCCGCCGGCGGUGCCGGUGGCAGCCCCGCAGCCCCACAGAGCCAUAUCCGCUGGUCCCGCUCGAGGGGAGAGCAGGGGCAAGGGCCCAUUGCCUUUCUCCCUUGCCCAGGUAGAAAACAAAAAGACUGUCCUGGUGGAGCCUGCCUUGUCCGAGUGUAUUUAUCCCUGUCUUAUUUUUUGUGUGUUUCUUUACAUUUUUGUUUAAGCUGUUACUUUAGGGCUUUUGGCCUUGCCUGUUCCAGGCACAAGGCCUCAGCACCCCUUGUUAAAGCAGGCACUGCUCCAAGGCAGUAUUCCACAGGUCAGCGAGAUGUGAAGGAAGCACUUGGGCUACUGAGAGUGGGAUUUAGCAGUUGUGAAGUUCAUGUGAGACGCUGAUGCCUUGGGAGAAGGGCUGGAGGGGUCUUCCAGAGGAGGUUGUCUGCUGGUGCGACCGGAGAGCUCAGAGCUCUCCGAUGUCCCGGCCAGAGCGCUGCCAUGCUCCAGGGGUUGCCGAGGGUUAGGCACAGAUUUUCUGGAGUGGCUGAAUUCCGGAGUUAGAGGCUGGCUACCAAAGUCCUCCUUCACCCCUGCUCCCCCCUCGACACACACUUAUCUUUUAUAACAGCAAUAUGUGAUACAGAAAUACUGCAAUGCUGUUGUCCCAGCCAAGCAAUCAUGGGUGGUUGCUUUUAAACCUGUUUCUACAAACUACUUUGAUAACUUUUUUAAUCAAUGAAAUGCAAAAAGAAAAGAAAAUUCUACCUUAUUUCCUUGUAGAAGUUCAGGAGACUUAAAAGUGAAUGGUUCCUAGAGCAAUCACAACUCUGUCCCCUUGCAUGGACUUCAAGAUUUUUGUAUUCUGAGCAGCUCUGAUGUUUAGAGCAAGUUUAGCAAACCUGGAGAGAUGUGCCUGCGUGUGUAUUGUAGGUGUUUGCACGGGCUUACGUGGUUCAUAACCGGAACAGCAUGGGACAGGUAGAUAAGUGCAAAUAUUCUGACAUCUUUUGAAGAAGUCUUUUAAAAAAAAUAUGCAAUAUUUUAAGAGUUUUCUCUGGUUCUGAUGCCAAGUUGUUCAUGACAGAGGGGGGAAAUGAACGACAGGUUGCGUGGAUCCGGUCUGGUGAAGGGAGUUCUCUUGAGGAUGUAAGAUAAAGGAAGGGUGAAGUUCUGAUCCUUAAGGCAAUGGGAGGAACAAAGAGACAUUGGAAAACAAAUACACUUCAUCUUGCUUCAGCUAGAAAGCUGGGUGAGUGGUUGGAACAGGGGCUUGGUGGGCAGGAGACUGACCACGUGACAGCAAAGCUUGACCUGCAGUCAGACUGCACAAUUUUGGGCACAUGGAAACAUCUCCAGCCUUUGCUUUCCCCACUUUCAAAUUGGGACUCAGGAUCAUUUUCAUGCCCCUUUAGAGGGAAGAAUUUGGGGAAGGGUGAUGUAUUCUUGCCUCACUUUACAGAUCAUUUUUAUAGGUGAGGGGUCUCACUGUUCCUCCCAUCUCUCUCUCAAAAAGACGUGGCUCUAACGUGUUUUUGUGUGUGGGAAGGGCUUGGUGCCAGGAUCAUAUGUAACAGGGAAGUGCUCCUAAGAGAGGAAUCUUUGCAGGUGUCCUGAGCCAGGCACCUGCAAAGCACCAUUUCAUUGACCAUUUCAAACAGGAAAGCUGAUAUUUCACCUCCGUUUUCCUUCUGUCCCUUCCUCCUCUCCUGUCAAGUGCAUCGUCACAUGGGGAGUGAUUUGGCCACCCGAGGGACCAGCCCCGUCGGGUUUCCUGGUGAAGGUCAAGCAGGAUGGUACCCAAACAGUGAGGUUGCAGUGGCAGAAGAUGAGGUGAGAGGGUGGCCAAGGUAGGUUUCGUUGCAAUCGAGGUGUGGGAAGGAGUGGAGAUGUGCUGCUUUAGUCAUAGCUUUUGAAGUUACCAAAAAUGAAAAAAAAAAAGAGUUAAAGACUUUGAAAUCCUAUCCUGUUCACACUAGAGAGCAUCAAAAGUUACUUUUAGUUGCUUAAAAGAUUUUUAAGUGUUUUAAAAUAGAAAUUUUAAAAGAAUACUACCAAACUAUAAAAACAUAAAAUUAUUUAUAUACAUAUAUUAUAUAUAAAUAUAGUGGGAAAGUUUCCCUGCUAAGCUUGCUGUGAAGAGAAGGGUGAAGGUGCAGUAACUGCUACACAAGCAACAUUUUUCUGAGACAGAUGGCAACCGUAGUGAAGAAGGGCUGACAUAAAAUGGUGACUGCCUUUAUUUCCAUGGCAUAGCUGUGAGUUUCUUGAGCAGGUUUGUGUUUUACUGUAUUGAUACUGUGAAUGGAGGAGCAUCCGGACAGCCCAGGGUGCCAACGGUGUGCCCUGUUUGCUGAUUCACUACUUUAAUUGGCCUGGUGAAAACCAUGAAAUUGGUCCUUCAUAUCCUACUAGGCUGAAAAACAAAGCUUGUGAAAGGUUUUUAUGUUUUUUUCCUCCUUUAUGUUUGCUUUUGGUUUUGGUUUGGUUUUUUGUUUGUUGUUUUUUUUUUUAGUGCAGAGGUUGCCACUGUAUAAAUGAUCAUUUCUGAUUGCAUGCAAAAGAGCCAAUUCUUGCCCAGGCCUCACUGAGGUGAAGUUUAUAGCUUGUAGCUAGAGUCAGUAUAAGGUAUGGUAGUGGGAAUCAUUUUAAUAUUAUUUCUGUACAUUUAAUGGAUGUGUAUGUAUGUGUGGGAGUCAUGGUGUCUCUAAUACGUCUUGAACAUUGCUGAAAGCAGUUCAGGCCUGUCCACACUGGACGGCGGAACCAGUUCCGAAGGAAUCGUUAUUGAACAUUUCUUUCAGUGCUUGACCUUCUCGGUGCAGAUAAGGGCAAGAUUUGAGGAAAAAGGGGUUGGAGGUCAUGUAUGGUAUGGAAAAACCUCGUGUGAAUUUCCUGGCAGUGGUGCACCAAGAGGUGCUUUCCCAGCAGAAUGCUGCUGUGUUCCGUUGCCUCUCCACUGGCACGGCUCUUCACAGUUGCACCGAAGCUGUGGAGAAUCAGAUGCCAACUCUUCAAGUGCGAAUGCUUCUGUGAUGGGUUGAGGCACAGCUUUGCAUUCCCACGUCUAGCUGCAGCUUUUCCUGCCAAAACUGUGAUUUCAACUGUGAUUUAAGGAGGAUGUGAAGAGAACUCUGUCAUGUUUUAAUACCUCUGUACAUAACAUUUCUGUCCGCUUCAGAGUUAGGGCUGACUAACCCAUUUGUUUGCUUGCCUCAGGCAACAGGGAGAACACACUGGUUUCUCAGUUUGUUUUCUCGGAGAGGAAACACGUUUCUUAGUUCUUUGCUGCCAAGGAACUCACCUCCCAAAUGUGAAGAGUUGUGGUUAUCUCCUUAAGCCUGCAGCAAGCCCUGGUGCCAAGUCACAGCCAAGUGACGUGACGGUUGCCGUGGCUGUUCCUGCUGCUGCCAGGUUCCCUGUGAAUAGCUGUGAAAAUAACCAGAAUUGUGUUAUACUGUGCUGCUGCUUUGGGAAAAAGCUAAACCUCUUCCUCUCAGAAGGAUGACCAAUGGGAAACUGGGAAAGGGAAAAAGGAGAAGGUCUUUUUGCUCUCUUGCAAUGGGAGUGCGUGGAAACAAAUUGUUUUUUGUAUUUCCAGCAGCUAGAGAGGGAUGAAUGAGAGGCUUUAUGGAAUGUGAAUUUGUAACAGGAGGCUGAGAACAUGCUUAGAGCCACUUGGUAAGAUGCAGAGCUGUCAGCCCAGUGAGAGCCAGAGCAGCCAAUGCAGAUGGGCAGUUCCUGGCUUGUCGUCCCAGCACUGCCCACCAUCAGGUCAGUCCUUGGACUUACCGACACCUUCUCCACAAUGUUCUCAAGCUGUGACCUGUAUAAUUCAACUUUCAGAAGUUUGUGUGCCUGAAGAAGGGCAGGAGGAACAGAAAGCUGCUGUUCCCAUUUGACAGCUAUCCAGAGCUGGAAUAGCACUGGGAACAAGCUGUGGCCUGGCUGAAAGGCAUUGUGGGGCUGGCUCAGCAGGGAGGACACAGAGCCAGGAGUUCAGCCCUCUGUGGGAUCAGAGUUGAAAUAAAUGGACAGGACAGCUCUCCCUGCUUUUCCUGCUCGGUGGCUGUUUCCGUUCCACAUCUCUGCGGUGGGAACAUCACUUAACAUGCUCCUUUUAGCCAGUGAUUCCAGGCCUGGUCUUGGAGCUGGGUCCUUCUGUGCCUUUGGGUGAUUCAGCCCUAAGGAGGCCUUGGCAAGAGCAGAGUUGCAGCUUUUAUUUGCUUCUGACUUCAUCUCUCCUGCAGAACCCAAGGUAUAAAUAGGAAGACAACUGCAAAGGUUGGGGUGGAAGGUGGCUUGGGAGGUACACAGGGUCAUGUUGAGGACCAACAAAAAUAGCACUUAAAAUGAUGUAAACUUUAUCAAACUCUCGUCUUUGAUCUGUGACAUGCCUGCCAAUUUAGCUGUGCCAGCAUCCAGGUGUUUCUGCAGAUUAGUGACACCAAAUGCUGUUCUUGCUCUGCUGGAAAUAUUUUGGGGAUGGGAGUAGUCCCUGCUUGUGGCAAGGGGGUUGGACUAGAUGACCUCUAAAGGUCCCUUCCAGCCCAAACCAUUCAGUAAGUCAAGGAGCUGUAAUUCAGGAGACUUUUGGGCUCUCAGUUUUCCCUGAAAGCUGAGCCUGUGGCCAAGACUGCAGUUGGAAGGUCUGGGAUCUGCUGAUGUAGCCGAGUCUUUACUCCUGCCAUGAGAUGAGAGUCAUGCACAGAGCUCUGACAUCUGCAGUGGAAGGGCCUAAAGAGGAGCUCAGCAUCCUUAAUUUGGUCAUUGUCAUUCAAGGGAUAUUUUAAUAUAAAAUACAUACAUACACAUAUAUGUACAUUUAUAUAUAUAUUUGUAACCAAAUAAAAGCUAGAUCUAUGCAAACACUACUGGCUGCUGCUUGAAACUAAAGUCUACCUGAACAUUUUGGAAUAGAGUAGGCUUGGAGGAGACUUGCUGUGAUUUGUUUGUUUUCCUUUUUUUAAUGAAGUGCAGCAGACCAAAGUUUUGCUGCAGUUAGUCUUACUAGAAAUUUAGGUUAUUCCUAACCUGGAACUCGCUCAAGUGGGUUAUAAAAUUAUCUGAAGAGUCUGACCAUCUCUAAAAUAUUUCCAUCUGCUGAAAGACUUUGGCUUGGCAAACACAGGGAAACACAGAGGCUGGGACUAGGAGAUAUUAAAGGUGACGAUUGGGCUGAUAGAAGUAGCAUCAAGAAAGGACUUGGGAGCAUUUUCUUUUGAAUGUAGGAUUGAGUUGACUUCUAGGAAUCUUCCUACUUGGGAAAGCAUCCAUUGCUGAGGUGGAGGCAGAGAUCAGAGCAUCCUUGGGAUGAAUUCUGGUUUUGAUGGAGAUCUUCCUGCUGAAUCUGAUUGUUCCAGAGUUUAGUCUGCUGGGAGAAACUUCACGUGGUUUCUUUGUGUCAGAUCCGAUCUUUGCUUUUAGGAUUAACUGCAAUAUAUCUCUAACCUUCAGUGACCUUUGGCUUUUUAUUCCUGGGACUGUAGAAAAUUCAGGUUUCCCAUAAUAUUAUCCUCAUCCCAACUGUGAACAAGUUACUACUGCUUCUUAUAAUUUAUUGUCUUUCUGUUCCUGAACGCCUGUGUGAUCCAGCUGGUUGCCAGCACCACCUUCCAGUGCUUCAUUAGCUUUUAUGCACAGGGAAUUGUUGCAAUGGAUAAGUUGACCACGCUAGUUGGAAGAGUAGAAGCCUUUGGAGAAUGACUUUUGCUUCCUCUAGCUGUCAUUAGGGAGUGCACACACACAUACUGUAUAUACAUAUAUAUAUAUACACAUAUAUAAAGUGUUUCAGUAUAAACUCAUUUAGCGUUAUUCUUAUUUAAUUUAUAUUUUAAUCCAGUUGUAAACCAAAGUAUUACAGCUUGUGGGAAGACGUGUCUCGGAAAUAGGAGGAACCUUAGGAGGUUGGAGCUCUGAAAGGUUUUUGUUGAUGAAAACAUGGAUAUGAAUAAGACUUAAGAACCUGUGCUGCUGAAUCCUAGGGAUUUGCAGCCUUGGAAGGAUUUGAGACUUGCUGGGUAAAGUUGGAUGGUGGAGCCUUCUGAAGGUGUUUUUCAUGGUCCUUAAUGGUUUUGUAGGAAAACAAGUAUGUCCUGGCAAGACUAGAAAUAAAAAGGGAGAAGGGAGAAAAUCAGUGUGGUCUGGCACAACUGGGGGCUGGAGAGAAGCCACAAAACCAGUCACUGAUGCAUUUAGUGUCUAAUUGAAAGUUUUAGAAAAUGAGCCAUUGCUAUUUACUGAUGUCUAGAGGUUGUUGGGGGUUGUUUUAGUAACUUCUGUGGAGGUGCAUGCUCUGCUCUCACCAAUGGGAAGAAAUUAUGGGUUCAAUGAUAAAAUCAUGCUGAUUUUUCUGUGCCAAGGAGUAAUUGCCUUCCCGAGGAAUGAGCAAGCGCUAAGAACAAAUUCAGCUCUAACAAUCUCCCCACAGCCUUGGCAGCAGCUCUUGCUUCCUCUAGGGAGGAGGGAGACAGUUGAAAUGAGAGGGUUCAUCUGGUGUCAGCCCUGGGUUGGGUAGAAUAGGUGAAACAGCAGCAAAGCAUCACUGGGAAAAGAGGAGUGCAUGUGUCUGGCACGCCCUGGAUGUCAUGGACAGGGAAAUGCCAGGUUUGGAACCUGCUCGUGAGCAGGAGCAUUCAGGAAACCCUGUGCAAAGAUCCCUAUCGUGGAGAUGAGAGCUGAACAGCACCAGUGUUCUCCAUCCUGGAGUGUGAAUGGUAACAAAGGAAGGCAAGUCCCCAGGGGGGCAGAGUCCCCAGGGGGUUCCUUCCAUCAGAAGGAACUGAAGGAUGGGAGGUGCAGACUGGGAAGGGCAGUGCCAGACAGAUUUCAAAGUGCCAUUUUCUGAGUGUUGGGUUUUCUAGCAUGUGUUGCAGACCGGAGUUUGCUUUUGUGUCAUCCUUUACCUGUGUCACUGCUCCUGUUUAAACUCCGCAGAGAAGACAGAGCCAAACCCUUCUCAGAGGCACACGGUGCAAGGAGGAGUAGCAGUAGGUGGAAGUUUAUACAAAGGAGCAUAAGGUUAGGUAUUACAAGGUAUUUUUUUCACCAUGAGAACAGCCAAACAGCAUUGAAUCAGGUUGUCCAGAGAGGCUGGGAAAUCCCCAUCCUGGGAUAGUGCAGCCUCCAGGUUCCUGUUUCCAUUAGACUACGCCAAGCUGUGUUUUUGUUACCUUCUUGGGUUUUUUUUAGUAUUAUAAUGUACAAAUGGGCAGCUUUAAUGGGCUUCAUAGUUCAUAUCAGUUAAGCUUUUGAAACAUAUUCAGGUAUCUUUUAAAUACUGCUGUGUAAGUUGUUUAAUCUGACAUAUUCUGAUUUAUUAUUUUACUGCAGUUACCUAAGGCAGUACUUAAAAAAAAUCAGUGCAUUAAUUUUUUGCAGACUGUCAGCUGUGUUAAGCCUCCAGCUUAGUUUUUAUUAAUGUAUUUAACCCCCUCUCCCUCAGAUCUAUGGUGAAAUGCCUGCAUUAUUUUUAUAUUGCAGUGAGGCUUAUUUAUUAAAACCUUCCCACUACCUUUGAAGUCAGACCCAGUACCAUUGGCUAUGAAACUGUGAAACUAAUGAGAAAUGAAAAAUGAAGCUGGAUUAGUUAGUUUUAUUGCUGGUCAUAAAAUACAGAAAGCAGCAGUAUAAAGGAUAAAAUACAAUUGGAAUUAGUUACUCAAAUCAUAGAAUCACAGAAUGGUUUAGGUUGGAAGGGACCUUAAAGCUCAUCUCGUUCCAACCCCCCUGCCAUGGGCAGGGACACCUUCCACUAGAAUUCCAAGAGAAAUUACUGAGUCUGGGGUGGGGGAAAGAAUCACAAAACUAUGUCUGAGAAACAAAUUUUAACCUGAUGAUGUCACUUCACUGGUUCUCUGUUUGGUCAAGUGUAAAAGCUGUUUCUUGAGACGAGGAGGUUCCCCGGGGUCCGCUCGUUCACCUAUGUGUCUCGGGCAUUGGUUUGAUACGGGGGUUUGUCCUCCCUGGUAUUAUUUUCUGAGAGUUUACGUGUCUAAGGAAACUCUCUGGAUUAUUGUGAAGCUUUUCCUUAAUCCUUCUUGCACGGUAACUGAACACAAGUCUUGGCUGCAAGAGGUGGGAGGCAGGCGGGAGGUGCCGUUCCGCAGUGGGCACCAAGGAGGGGGGCACAGUGCAGUUCUCCUGCUGGCAGAUGGGAUUUGGCAAGGGGAGUGAAGACCCAGCCCCACUGUGGCUGUGCCCAGCCCAGGGGUGUCUUUCAGUCGGCUGCACCCCUGCCAGGGUCAAGGUAAGGUUGGUUUGUGGGGGCUGUUUGCAGGGCAGCCUGGAUCUCCUCUGCUGCAGACGCAGGCAGUGAUGGUGUAGGUGGCCUGCAGGUACUUUUCUCACGUGUUAGAAGGUCUCCUAAGCCAGGGCUGUGUUGCUGAGGAAGCAGCCCAGGUGGAGUGUGGGUGAAUUUGUCAUACCCUUUGCUUCAGACUAACUGCCUGGGCUCCCCUGAGGCGCUGGCCUGGGUCGAAAGCUGACCUCAGGCAGCUUGCAGGGCUCCGUUGUCCCAGGGUGGGGACUGUGAGGGAUAUUGUGCAGGGAGGGGGGAGUGUUGUUGUCCCAAUAACACAUUUGUUCUGUGUCCCUGUCUGUAACAUUGCUGACAGUCAGGACAGGCCAAGGGCUGCGAGAGCAAUCCUUGGGGGCACAGCGGGGACUGUUUUGAAUAAGCUCUUUUAGAAGCUGAGUUAGGAGGAGAACACGAAGCUGUGCAUUCUUGCAGGAACGUACCCCUCACCUCGUGCCCCACGCUUGCAGGGAGGGUUAGGGAAGGAUGAGGAGACUGGAUCAGAGGGUUGUUAAUGAAAAUAGAAGCAAGAUAUUCAAAAUACUGCUUUAGUCUGAAAAGGGAAGAGAACCAAUGAAGUUUUCCCAGGCAUAUUCCUAGUGUGUUAAACACUACCUGGAGCUCUCACGAGCUGUGUCCCUGUUGUCCCCCAGAGCUCCCCUCCUUUCCCUGGUGUCACCUCACUUUCCCUGUACAACACUGUGAAUAUGAUACCAGUAGCUCUUUGUAACGUUUCCAUUAAAAGUGCCCGGAGCAGGAAAUGCUGUCCUGCUGUGGGAGCACAGGCUGUGACCCCCCCAAACAGGGCACAGAUGGUUGAGCCCUUCCCUGCGGAGCAGUGGGAGAGGAUUGUAGGAGUUCACGAGGGAAGUGGCUUUGUAUAGCAAUUUGCUAAUCAAAUUUGAUUUCGUAACAAACUAAACUGACAAUCAAUUCCUAAAAUAUAAAAUCCUCUUAGAGGGAAUAGUCAAGUGUAUCUUCACCAGAAAGAUUUAACUGGGAUAACUUAAUAAAGAGCACAGGAUUUUUUCCUUUUUUUUCUUUUUUUUUUUAAGCAAUCACUCCAGAAAUGGAAGCAGCAGAUUCACAGGACAAUAACUACCUCUCUCUCUCAGAGUGCUGAGGUUACCACACUACACACUCGAGCAGCAAAGCUUUCACUUCAAAGAGAUUUGUUUUCCUUACCUCUGUGUUUCAGAAAUGCAGGUCUGCUCUGUAAAGUGACUCUAUGAAAAUGGCAUCUGGCAGGAGCAGCAGGAACCCCUCGGAGUCCAGAGUCCCUCUCGGCCUCCAGUUCCUUGCAGUGACCUUUGCAGGUUGGCUCUGGGGGUGUGACAGUUCAGGAGGGCUUUGUCACCUCCCCGGGUGCUGCACAGCAGUGAACUGUCCCAUGGGCUCGGCGUCCUGCACUGGGAAAUUAGUCAGUGGUGGGAAAGGUGAGAGGAGAAUCCAUCUCCCUCUUGCCUCCAAGGGAGCAGGCAGCAUUAAAAAAAAAGCAAUAAGAUAAAAAUACAAACACUUUUAUAUGUCGUUCAUUAGUCAGCAGAUCUGACUUUGCAAAUUUAUAUAUAUAUAUAUAUACACAAACACAUGCAGAGAGCAGAUCUCUUGUGUGAAAAGGUGCCAUUUUUUUCUAACCAGAGUCCCUUUCCAAACUAGAACAGCACUUUAAAUAGGUUCCUCUUUAAAAAAAAAAAAAAAAUUAAAAAAAAAGAAAAACCUUUACUGCAGCAAUGCACUUUAACUGGUCAGACGAGUACAGCUGUGGCUGGCCUGGGACACAGCUGGAUGGGCAGGCGGCUCCUGGGCAGCCAGAGCCCGGGGGGAGCCAAGUUGCCAGACCCUGGGAUGCCCCCGGCAGCCCAAAAGCCACGGCAGCUCUACCUCGGGAGUCCCGCGGGCUGGGGCAGCCCUGCAGGGAUGGACCCGGCACCCCGGGGCAGCCCCGCCGGGCCGAGCACUGACAGGGCUGGGCCCCGGGGGGGCUUUGUCAUCGGUCCAGAGAACCCACCCUUGCCUCUAAAGCAGAUUUAAAUCCCAUUUUUAACAGGUCAGAAGUUGCACCCAGUUACAACCCAGCUGAGCUCAGCUGCACAGCAGAGCCAGAGGAAGUUGUUACUGGGGCUGUGGGGUUUUUCCAUAACGUGGAUAUGGAGCCCUCGUCAGUUCAGUAUUCUUUUUUUUUUUUUUUUUAAAUGCAAGUUUGUGUCUCCCACAUUGAUUCUGCUCUGAGCUGGUUUGCAGAGUAACCCUUUGUAACAGAAACUGUGCUGUCGCCUUCAACUGUUGGCCUAUAAAUCAAACCUUUUAGGACAGGUGUCCUAACACUCAAGACUUACUUUCACAGUUAAGAAAUUUCCUGCUGUACUAAUUAUUCUCUUUUUUUUUAUUUUAUUUUUGGUUGUAAUCCUUAUUUCGAAAAGAAAAAGUCAGUGUUCAGACUAGUCUGCAGUAGGUGGAAGAGUGAGCCUGCUGUGUGUAACUUGUGGAUAUCAGACUGUUCUUCAGUGAUUUUUCCAAGCUGUUCCCAAGCUGGUCCUCCAGCAUCACUUCCCUUUUCCUCUUCCAGCAGGUGUUGGCAGACCGUGGCCAAUGGCAAACAGGGACAGCCAGAGCUGCUGGAGAGGAGUGGGCAGGAGUGGCAGAGGGGAACCAGAGUUGGGGAAGGGGGAAAUAAAACCAAGGUAGAGGGACUGUACAAUUGCAUUGAAAGCAGUUUAGCAAAAAGCGCUCUCGUCGGACAGCUUUAAGAACAAUGUGAAUGAAAACUUAGCAACUUGGGUAGGAAUCUUGGAAAAUUCUAUAAAUGUAUACUUGAAAUUCUGUUUGUAUUAAAAAAAAUAAAUUGCAUUUUCUUCUUUCUUUUAACACUGUGUAAAAGAACAUUAUGCAUGUGAGUGGUUUGAGAAUUAAAUGGUUUAAUACUCAGA
This is a messenger RNA of Pseudopipra pipra, 15070 nucleotides long. It is a transcript of the gene ZBTB37, whose product is annotated as zinc finger and BTB domain containing 37. NCBI's taxonomy places the organism in Eukaryota, Metazoa, Chordata, Aves, Passeriformes, Pipridae. The coding region runs from base 1780 to 3483 and encodes 567 amino acids. The transcript is spliced from 5 exons. Gene Ontology annotation, biological process: regulation of transcription by RNA polymerase II. The record is from RefSeq and is a predicted model, not a curated record. Gene Ontology annotation, molecular function: DNA-binding transcription factor activity, RNA polymerase II-specific; RNA polymerase II cis-regulatory region sequence-specific DNA binding; protein binding.